Messenger RNA from Hordeum vulgare subsp. vulgare (domesticated barley), 3937 nucleotides. RefSeq lists its product as uncharacterized. The record is from RefSeq and is a predicted model, not a curated record. Lineage: Eukaryota; Viridiplantae; Streptophyta; Magnoliopsida; Poales; Poaceae. The transcript has 8 exons. The coding region runs from base 114 to 3704 and encodes 1196 amino acids.
ACUUUCUGCUCUCGGUUCUCUGUCUUCAAAACAAACUUCGCCAAACUUCCUCUUCCCCCUUUAAAAAAAAAAUUCCUCUUCCCUGCCGCGAGGACCCGAGGACGGCGGCCUCCAUGCGCCGCUUUUUCGCCGCGGCAUGGCCGCACCUCUUUAUCUCCUUCCUCCUCGUCGCGCCACAGUCAAAGGCGGCGUCGAGCUUCGGCGCCACCGCUGGCCACUCAGAGUGGCAGGUCUUGACCAGGGCCAACUUCUCUUCCCAGAUCCGGCUCCACCCCCACGUCCUCCUCGUCGUCACCAUGCCAUGGUAUGGCGAGUCAAGAUCACUGAUGGCUGAAAUACAGCAGCUUGUCGCAACCGAUGAGAUGGAGCUAGGGCGCCUUAAGUUAAUGGUUGUUUACAGAAAUUCUGAGAAGUUGCUGUCUGAUGCUAUUGGCGCAACUGAAGGAACAAAGUUCAUAUACUACCAACAAUCCAUACAGUUCAAAUAUCAAGGAAAGCUUCGUGCACGUGAUAUAUUAUAUUCAGUACAAUAUAUCAUGUCACUUAAGCAUGAGGAGGCCCCUUUUGUGAUUCUGCACACAAGAGAAGAUGUGGAGGCGUUUAUUCAAUCAACUGACAGAGCUGUACUGCUAUCCGAGUUUUGUGGUUGGUUUACCAGAUUGGCUAGUGGCGGAAGCAACGGAAGCAGUGGGGUCACUCCAUCAAAAAUCCACACAGAGAAUGUUGACAUUUCUGGGAAGACAGUGACCAGACAGUCAGAUGGCCAACUAGAGCUUGUUAUAGAAGAUGAAGAACUGAUCUUUGGAGGUGGGAGUCAGCUUACUGGUUCUCCUUGGAAAGGUGGAUUUACCACAGCAAAUCAAAGCGGCUCAGAUCAAAUUGAAAUAUCAACUGAUGAAAAUAGUAAGUUGUGCACAGUGCGAAAGUUCCAACAGUUUGAAAGCUUCUAUGCAAAGCUUACUGCCCUGUCAAGAGAAUACUUUCUUCCUCCGGAGAAAGUUAGAUUUGGCCUUGUAACUGAAAAACUGCCAUUAUCUUCAUUGGAUAUUGCCAAUGCAAGCAAUUCAGAGACAUGGUUCCUCAGUAUUCAUUAUCUGGGAUGCACAUCUUGUUCAGUUAUUGCGAAAGAGGAAGAUGACCUAAGAAGCCUGUUGCAAUCAUACCAUAGUCUUGAUGUUAAAGAGAUUGAUGCUGAUGCGAGUGGCGGCGAGGUUACCUUUCCUGCAAACAGGCCCUCAGCUAUUCUAUUUAUCGAUAGAUUAUCCGAUUCCUUAAAAAUUAGAGAUGAAAGCAAAUUAUCUCUCAAGUUAAUACGGGAGUAUGUUCAGAAAAAUUAUCCACCUUAUGUCAUUUCUGGUGAUCUAAAUAGUGGUAACUCCAGAAUGCCCACAAAAGCGGGUCCUUCUGCACUGAGCACAAGUAAGUCAGAUGCCCACUCUGGGACAGCUAGGUUGCAUGAUUUGGCCUCGAAGUAUAUGGAUCUAGGGGAGAAAAUGUCAGUAAUGGUUGUUAAAGAUGGAGAAAGUAUUUCAUACAGAAGUGCUAGCGAAGGUAGUACUAAUAGUCCUUUAUAUGAAAUUCUAACAAAACUGAUUCACAAAACAAGAUCAGCACAUAGGUCAAAGAAAACGAGGAUAAGUUUUGUAGCAAAAGAUGUUGAUCUAAAGUUGCUGUCUGACGAUUCUGAAGUCCAAGUGGUGGAUUCCGUAUCAAUUCGAGAAAGUCAAAGAACGGAUGAUUUAUUUGCCAGCUCAGACAGUGUCAAUGAUGGUAUCGCUGAAGUUUCUGUGCAUGAAAACAACAAGGCAACAGAAAUUGAAUAUAUCGGUGAUGAACAAACACCGACUAUACUUGAGAAAAUUCCUGCACACUCGUGUGGUAUCAGUGAUAAUGAUCUUCAUUGUAGUGAUACAGAAAUGGAGGAACAACAAGCCGUCGAGGCCUCUGAUGUAAGCCCUGACCUUCAGAAAGAGGCCUCCAUUGAUGUGCAUAGCAGCAAUGAAGUUCGUGCCAAGUUACAAAAGCACAGAGAUGAGAAAAUUGUUACAGAAGUUUUGGAGAUUUUGGAACCUGAUGGGAGAAAAGUGAACUCUAACAAAGAGAAAUCAGGAUCUCCAAAUCAGCAAAAUGUAUUUUCAGUCCUAAGUCAAGAAUCUGAAAGAAUUGAAAAUUUCAUUUAUGAGGAUGAUUUGUUUAAUAUAGAUGAAGAAUCAGAAAAAAGUGACAGCAAAUAUUCUCCACGUGCAACAUUUAGCUCUUCCAGCAUCCUUGCAAGUGAUAACACUGAAUAUACAGAGCAGGUAACAUCAAGUAUAUCAGAAAACCAUUUUGCUGGUUCAUUCUUCUUUUCUGAUGGUGGUUAUAGGCUUCUGAGAACUUUAACUGGUGGAUCAAGAAUGCCAUCCCUGGUAAUAAUUGAUCCAGUUCAACAAAAGCAUUAUGUUUUUCCUCAGGAAAGUGAAUUUAGCUACCCUUCCUUGGCAGAUUAUUUUGAUAGUUUUGUGAAUCAAAGUCUUUCUCCGUAUUAUCGUUCAGCCUCAUCUGUUGUAAGUUCAAAGGAGCUUCCAAGGCCGCCUUUUGUCAAUCAAGAUUUCCAUGAGGCAAAUUCCAUCCCUGUGUUGACAGCAAGUAGUUUUUGUCGCUUGGUCUUUGGAUUUGAAGGUUGUGAUUCAAAAAAUGAAACGCCAUUGAAUACUGCUACUAUUUCUUCUGCUUGGAAGAAGGAUGUGCUGGUGCUGUUCAGCAACUCUUGGUGUGGGUUUUGCCAAAGAACAGAGCUUGUUGUCCGUGAAUUGCACCGAUCAUUCAAAAGUUAUAUGAGUUCAAAUUCUCAGUUUGCGAAGGCUCAAGGUUUGCAGACCGAAGAGAAUAACGGAGACUUGGGCCUUCCAGCUAUUUACAUGAUGGACUGCACAACAAACGAUUGCCAUCAUUUACUAAAAUCAGCAGACAAGGAGGAGUUUUAUCCUACGGUGUUGCUUUUUCCGGCGGAGAACAAAAGUGCAAUAUCGUAUGAAGGAGGAAUUUCUGUGGGUAAUUUAAUUGAAUUUUUGGAGUUGCAUGCGAGCAAUUCUCGCCAUAUGUUGGAAUAUAAAGGAUUUCUGCGAAAGAAGAGGAUGGUAAUGCAACAUGAAGCACCGCAGAUGGUCCGGUUUCACAUAAACGACAAGAGCGGCAGCAGUGUUGGUUCCGUUCCGCCAAGUCAGCCAGAGAAGCGCAAGGUGCAUAUCAUCACGGGGUCCAUCCUCAGCGCCACCAAAAAGCUUGGUGCUGCAGUUCCGUUUGAUAAUGCUCGAGUCCUCAUCGUAUCGGCUGAUCCUCACGAGGGAUUUCAUGGACUAAUCAUCAACAAAAGGUUAAGCUGGGACGCCUUCAAGAACCUGGACAGCUCCCUGGAGCCUAUCAAGCUUGCCCCUCUCUUCUACGGCGGACCUGUUGUGGUGCAGGGUUACCACCUUGUGAGUUUGUCCAGAGCCACGCUGGAGGGGUACACGCAAGUCAUACCCAACCUCUAUUAUGGAAACAUAAUUGCUACAAGCCGGGUAAUCGCGGGGAUCAGAGUGGGCGAGCAAUCUGCCGAGGACCUGUGGUUUUUCCUUGGCUACGCUGGUUGGGGCUACAGCCAACUGUUUGAUGAGCUAUCUGAAGGAGCAUGGCAUGUUAGUGGAGGGCCGAUCAAGCACCUGGAAUGGCCGGAGAGUUAGAAGAUUCCCUUUUAGUCCAUUUUGCACAUAUCUGCUGACGUUACAACAUGGCAUUCAGAGGCAUGGUGGUAACAUUGUGUUUCCUGUACUGUAGCGUUUAACGCCUGCCGAGGCUACGGGAAUUUUGGGCAGGGUAGCCUCUCGACACAGGUUGUUCUGAUCUGAAUUAGUUUUGGCACAUUUUGGUGCACAGAUGGUCGGAUAAGGGAAAGCAUUGGAUUCAUGAUUUUGCA